Colletotrichum destructivum is the source of this 795-nucleotide messenger RNA. RefSeq names its product Putative hemerythrin. The transcript is spliced from 3 exons. The coding region runs from base 1 to 795 and encodes 264 amino acids. Lineage: Eukaryota; Fungi; Ascomycota; Sordariomycetes; Glomerellales; Glomerellaceae. The record is from RefSeq and is a predicted model, not a curated record.
AUGGCCUUCUACGCCGAUCACCCGUACGCUCUCAUACCAACCCCGACAUUCCAAAAUUCGCAAAACGAAAAAGAUGCCCCGGAGCCCGACAUGUUCGUCCGUGUCGCCUCCGAGAUGGCGCUCGUUCACAACAUGGCGAUCCGCGGCCUGAACUCGAUCUACCUGCAAGCGCCGCACGUCCCGGCCUCGGAGUCCAAUGCAUUCUUGCGAUACGUCCUCGCCUGGCACGACCUGCUCCACGUCCACCACUCGGGGGAGGAGGCGGACUUCUUCCCAGCUAUCGAGGCGAUGACGGGGCAGAAGGGGCUGAUGGACUGCAACGUGUCGCAGCACAAGGAGUUCCACGACGGGCUGGAGGCGUUCAAGACGUACGUCGACGCCUGUGCUUCCGGGAGGGAGAAGUUUGACGGGUCGAGGCUGGUGACGUUGAUCGACGGGUUCGGCGAGGCGUUGACAAGACACCUCGGCGACGAGAUCCCCAGCAUCUUGGGGCUGAAGCUCUUUGGCGUGGACAAGAUGGCCAAGCUGGAGCAGAAGUUUGCAGAAGAGGGCGAGAAGAACAUGAAAUCAUUGGGCUUGGUCAAGGGCUUGCCAUUCUGCCUCUCCAACCACGAUGUCGCUUUCGAAGGUGACCGAUGGGCGGUCUGGCCACCGGCACCGUCGAUUGUCAAGCUUCUUUGCCGACAUGGCACGUACUGGAUCCACAGGAAAUCGUGGAAGUUUGCCGCGUGCGACCGGAUGGGCAAUUUGAAGCCCCUUUAUGCUGUCCCUGGAAAAGCAGAUCCUAGUUCAUAG